This is a messenger RNA of Hippocampus zosterae (dwarf seahorse), 1160 nucleotides long. RefSeq names its product transmembrane protein 107 like (gene tmem107l). Gene Ontology annotation, biological process: non-motile cilium assembly; protein localization to ciliary transition zone. The record is from RefSeq and is a predicted model, not a curated record. The transcript has 6 exons. Gene Ontology annotation, cellular component: MKS complex. NCBI's taxonomy places the organism in Eukaryota, Metazoa, Chordata, Actinopteri, Syngnathiformes, Syngnathidae. The coding region runs from base 195 to 617 and encodes 140 amino acids.
ACCUUCAAAAGCUGUUUCCCUCCGGUUGGCAAUCAAGAAUGCACCAAUCUGACUGUUGCUGUUGGCAACCAAUGCUACUUCCGGUUGUACCAGAGUGAUUUGGAACACGUUAAAGGUUGCUACAGAUGGACGAAACUACCUUGUGUAUUGUUCUUGUCUGCUGUGCACUUUAACAAGGUAACUAGAAAGUUAAGAUGUCGGUCAUCAGCAGCCUUGUUCCUGCGAGGUUCCUGACCAUCAUCGCCCACCUCGUGAUUGUCAUCACCAUCUUUUGGACGCGAGAAUAUAACGUGAAGGCCUGCUUGCCUUUGGAGUUUACACAAGAGCAAUACAAUAGUGAGGAUUUAAAGUUGGUGGUGGCUCUGUCAAUCACACUUGGGUUAUUCGCCAUCGAGCUUGCUGGCUUCUUCUCAGGAGUGUCCAUGUUCAACGGCAGCCAAGGCCUUCUGUCAUUGACGGUCCACUGCAGCGCCUCCGUUUCCUUGUCUUAUUUUGUUUUUGAGAAGUGGGAGUGCUGGACAUAUUGGAUUAUUUUUGUCCCUUGCAGUGUGCUGCCUGCCCUCAUGGAAAUUCUUCUGCUUAUCGCUGUUUUUGGACUGUCAAAGAAGCCACUAUAAUGUACACGUGGAUAAAAACAAUGUCGCAAAGGCAUUCCUUUGUAUUCGGUCUAUAAUGUUCACUUGUAAGCGACGUGCUAGUGGUUAGUAAGUCCAUACAUCACAGUUGAGAAGUUGUGAGUUAGAAUCUUAUCUCCGGCCUCUCUGUGUCGAGCAAGCACCGGGAGUAUGGUCUUCCUCAUGCGAGUGUUGUGUUUUUUUUCUGGCUGCACUAACUUCCUCCCACAUUCCAAAAACUAAGUUCAUUGGAGACUGAAAUGUUAUUAGGUCUGAGUGUUAGUGUGAACGGUUGCUUAUGUACCUGGGCACUGUGUUUGGCAGCGACAAGUUCCAGCUAGCUUCCAACGCUAAUGAGGAUGAGUGCUGUAGAAAAUGGAAGGAGGGAAGGAUGUUCAAAUGUACAGUGGACUGCCGCGUAUUUGUAGUUUAGCACCCAUUUUUUUGUUUAUUUGUUUGGUUUUUGUCCGAUUGAAAUCUGUUACUGCUGCCUGAAAGUUUUACAUAAGUGUAAAAUAAUAAAUACAGUUUGUAAAAAAACAACAA